GUACUAUAUCAUUUGCAAUUCAUAUUUUUUAAUCCAUCCACGUAAAUUUCACAAUCGAGCGAACACGUUUACCGCGGAAACGGAUUGUUUAGUUUCGUCGCGUCAUAAUUUGGGAUUAUACGUGCAGUGUCAGUGUGUCGCCAACGGAUCUGUGGAAGGAGGUUUAUUAAAAAAAUAGAAUAUUCGACGAGAGAUUGACCACGUUGUUUUCGCAGUACCCUAAGAUUGGGCUCUGUUGAACAAUACAAAGGUUGAAAUGAAUUUAUACCAAAAGUACAAUGAGCAAUCUCCCCCAACUAUACUCCAUAUAUUUUUUUGUAUAAUAGCAUUAGCAUUCUGGCUUGUCUUUGCCUCAAUUGCUUUGCCUUUUUUAUUUGUAUUCAAUGUAUUUAAAUGGGCAGUCGCAGCUUGGAUUUUGUAUAAUCGCAUUGGAAAACUAUUGGCAAGUGAGGAUGUACCCUUUAUGCAUGAAUCUGAACAUAACAGGAACUAUAGCAUUUGUCUGUUCAUGGUCAAAGGGAAACCAGAUGUUGAAAAACUUAGGGAAUUAUUUCAUGAUCGUGUUAUAAUGAAUGAUGGCCAUCCAAGCUACAAGAGACUAAGGCAAAAGAUUGUUAAAAAAUAUGGCAGGUAUGUUUGGGCUGAUGAGGAUAAUUUUGAUCUCAGCCAUCACAUUAUCACCUAUGAGGGUGACCGUCCUGCUGAUGAGGAGGAGCUUGCAAAAUUAUUUGGAGAAAUUGCAAGUAAGCCACUUCCAAGAGACAUAUCUCCUUGGCAAGUUGUGGUCAUCCCAAUGAAAAUUGAUGGCCUUUUUGCAUUUUACACUUGUGGCCACCAUAUUAUUGGAGAUGGUAUUUCUUUGGUUGGUGUGUUUAGUAAAAUAAUGGAUGAUAAACCAGUGUUACUUAAACCAAGUGAGAAGUCCAUUAAGAAGUAUGAAAGUAGUGCAUUUAAACGUGUCCUUCAUGGAAUAUUUACUGGUCCAUUAAGUCUAUUGACUGUUGCAUUAUCAUCUGCAAAAAACCCGUUUCCAAGAUCAGUCAACAUUGUGGGAGAACAGAAGGUGGCAUGGACUGCAGCAAUCAGUUUGCCAAAGAUUAAAGAGGUCAAAACAAGGAUAGGUGCAACUAUAAAUGAUGUUGUAACAGGUUGCCUGGCUGGAGCUGUACGAAGAUACAUAAAAACAACUACAGGCCAGUGCUCUGAAGAUGUCCAAAUAGCAGUGAGUAUUAAUACUCGUCCACCAUCUUUGCUUUUGAAAGAAAACAUUCCCCUGGAGAACAACAGCACUGGUGUCAUAUUUAACCUGCCUGUGAGCAAGGAGUCUGUACAUGAACGAAUUCAUGAAUCAAUGAAAAGAAUGGAUGCAAUUAAAAACAGUUCAGAUUUUCUGGUAUUUGGUUUUAUAUUCAACACUGUGUUGGCAAACCUACCAGAGUUUCUGGGAAGAUUUACUGUGAAUUCUUUAAAUCGUCACUGUUGCCUGAUUAUGUCUAAUGUACCUGGGCCACUCAACAAGAUGGUGAUUGGGGGUAAUGAAGUUGUAAGCCUGAUGGUAUGGCCUCCUUUGAUUGGUGGUACUGGUGUUUCUACUGCCAUAUUUAGUUAUGCUGAUACAAUUAGGCUGAAUAUCAAAGCUGACACCUCAGUUUUUCCAGAACCCAAACUACUAGCAGAUUAUUUUGAAAAGGAAGUUGAAGAACUGUUUAAGACUUAUGCCAAGAAAGAUGAUUAGUGUCUCCCAUUUUACUGCUAGCCUGCAUGGUCAACUUGAAUACAAUACAUUAAUUGCUCAAUGCAAAGUUCUUAACUUUUCACUUAGGGUUAUAUUAAAUUGGUAGAGAUGAAACAGUCAAUAGUCUUUUUGACUAUUGCAGAUUGAUUACUAUGGGCAUCAUAGCAAAAUUGACUCAAAUACAUUAUACCUUUGAAGACCAUGUGAAAUCACUAGCACAUGUUGCAGGACAAUUAUGUGUCAUUGAAAAGUUGGACUACUAAAAUUGUCAUGUCACUCUGAAAUAAUUAGCACUGCAUUGAUAAUUAAAUACACCGUCUUUUUGGUUUGUAUAGUGUGAGGCAACUUUUGAGUUUAUCAGGUUGAAGGGUAGGGAGGUUAGGACAGUGAAUAAUCAUAUCCAUCCAUUUCUAUUCAGAUCAUCAAAGAUUCAGUAUGUAUUUUUACCAAAUGCUAUUUAUUCAUUGCCCAAAAGCAAUGCUUGGGUGUUACUAAUGUGUCCCCUAUGUCCCAUGGUUUAUAUCAACAGGGAUAUAUACCCCCUCAAUGGUAUUAAAAUCUGGCCUCACUUUGACAAAACUAAUGUUUCCUUCGUUCGCAGUAAAUAAGUGUUACAGUAACUA
Dendronephthya gigantea is the source of this 2358-nucleotide messenger RNA. RefSeq names its product probable diacyglycerol O-acyltransferase tgs1. Gene Ontology annotation, cellular component: plasma membrane. Gene Ontology annotation, molecular function: diacylglycerol O-acyltransferase activity; long-chain-alcohol O-fatty-acyltransferase activity. The transcript is spliced from 3 exons. Bases 257 to 1735 code for a protein of 492 amino acids. Gene Ontology annotation, biological process: triglyceride biosynthetic process. The record is from RefSeq and is a predicted model, not a curated record. NCBI's taxonomy places the organism in Eukaryota, Metazoa, Cnidaria, Anthozoa, Malacalcyonacea, Nephtheidae.